Messenger RNA from Stegastes partitus (bicolor damselfish), 7092 nucleotides. RefSeq names its product formin binding protein 1b (gene fnbp1b). The transcript is spliced from 17 exons. Gene Ontology annotation, molecular function: protein binding. NCBI's taxonomy places the organism in Eukaryota, Metazoa, Chordata, Actinopteri, Pomacentridae. Gene Ontology annotation, biological process: endocytosis; signal transduction. The coding region runs from base 784 to 2745 and encodes 653 amino acids. The record is from RefSeq and is a predicted model, not a curated record.
UGUGUGGAGGAGGAGAGGAGGGUUUUAUGUGCAUGAUGUAGCUGCACUGACGCGUGCUGCUUGUUGUCUGUUGUCUGUUUUGUGCCCUGAGUGGUUGCUGUCGAGUCAUAAGGAAGUAAAUGCUGCGUGAUUGCUUUAAUGGCCACAUGGAUCCCAGUGAGCAUGCUGAUGGGCAUUUACAGGGAAUGAAACUUGUAGUAGAAACCAGACAAACAGUGAAUAGGUGAAACAGAGAGGACAACAAAGAGGAGUGAUGAAGCUUUUUCAAUCAAAUGCUUGAUGGCUUGGUUUUAUCAUUGUCUUCUGGUGAGUGGCUUGUUGAUGAGUGAUUACUCAUUGAAACUGCCUAACAAUGCCGGGUGGAAACCCCCCUCACUCACAUUGCCACCUAUUGUUUUCCUUGAGUACCUAAAUUGCAUUUUCAAAGGUGUGUGAGAGAUUUUAUCACUUUUCAUUCAACAUGAUCUGGCUUCAGUAAACCUUAAAAAAAACCCUCAGUUGUCCUGAAUUUGCAGCUGCAAUUCUAACAAAAAAGCCAGAAAACACAAAGAUGAUUGCUGCAUGACUUUGUCAGCUAUGGUACACCUCUUGAUCUUUCCUCACCACAACCGCUUCCUGUGUCACUGGUAUGAAUGUACUUCUAAUGCAGGAUGCUAAAAGCAGACGCUUAGCAUUGCAUUGCAUGGCUUUCUCACAGAAUUAGACAAACCUCUCCAUCUGACACCUGCUUAGUGUGCCGUGCUAGAUGGUCUGUUAGCUGGACAGCAUUUGAAGACUUCAGACAUGGUGGAAGAGAGGAUGGGGGACUGUUGGAGUUACACCAAGGAUCAGUUUGACAACUUGGAGAAGCACACACAGUGGGGGAUCGAAUUUGUGGAGAAGUACACCAAAUUUGUCAAGGAGAGAUCAGAGAUUGAAACCAACUAUGCAAAACAAAUUAGGAAUUUAUCAAAGAAAUAUCAACCCAAGAAGAACUCACGAGAAGAGGAGGAGAGCAAGUACACCUUCUGUCGAGCCUUCCUGAUGACACUUAAUGAGUUGAAUGACUACGCAGGUCAACAUGAGGUUAUAGCGGAGAACUUAACGUCUCAAAUCAUCGCCGACCUGACGCGCUACCUGGGGGAACUGAAGUCUGAGAGAAAAUCGCACUUCCAUGAUGGGCGUAAGGCACAGCAGCACAUCGAGAGCUCGUGGAAACAGCUGGAGUCGUGUAAAAGAAGAUUUGAGAGGGACUGCAAAGAAGCAGACAGAGCACAGCAAUACUUUGAGAAGAUGGACGCUGACAUUAACGUGACUAAGGCUGACGUGGAAAAGGCGCGGCAGCAGGCUCAGAUGAGGCACCAGAUGGCGACUGACAGUAAGGGCGAUUACUCCUCCUACCUGCAAAAGUUCAACCAGGAGCAGAAUGAACAUUACUACACAGUUAUUCCCAACAUAUUCCAGAAACUUCAGGACAUGGAGGAGAGAAGAAUCGAGAGGAUAGGAGUGUGCAUGAAGACAUUUGCAGACGUGGACCGCCAAGUGUUGCCCAUCGUGGGGAAGUGUUUAGACGGCAUGACGAAAGCUGCUGAGUCCAUCGAGCCCAAAACAGACUCGAAGCAGGUGGUGGAGUCCUAUAAGUCCGGCUUCGAGCCCCCGGGAGAUGUGGAGUUCGAGGACUACGGCCAGGCCAUGAAGAGGACGGCGUCUGACACCAGCCUGUCCAACUCCAGAGAUGGCAAAGAGAAGCCUGCUGGCAAGACCAAGGGCAAACUGUGGCCUUUCAUUAAGAACAAGAACAAGCUUAUGUCCCUGUUAACGUCCCCCCACCAGCCUCCCCCUGCCCCCCCAGCCUCACCCCCGCCCUCACCCUCUGCUGUUCCCAACGACCCCCAGUCUCCCAAGCAGCACAAGGAGCCCCUCUCCCACCGCCUCAACGACUUCAUGACCUCCAAACCCAAAAUGCACUGCCUCCGGAGCCUGAGGCGAGGGCUUUCUCUCAAGCUGAUCACACUCAAUUCCCACGUCCGGAAUCUCAUUGAGGGUUCUGGACCAGAGGACUUCAGUCACCUACCACCAGAGCAGAGGAGGAAGAAGCUCCAGGGCAAACUUGAUGAACUGAAUAAGGACAUUCAAAAAGAGACGGACCAGAGGGACGCUCUCACUAAGAUGAAAGACGUGUAUGUGAAGAACCCUCAGAUGGGAGACCCAGCCAGCGUGGACCCCCGGCUAUCAGAAAUAGGCCAGAACAUCGAGAAGCUCCAGUUUGAAGUGCAGAAAUUCGAGGGCUGGUUAGCAGAAGUGGAGGAGAGGAUGCCAUCGAAGAGUGAUUCACACCGGAGAAGUGGACUCUAUGAGACCCAGAAUAACACAACAGUGAGCAACAACUGUGCGCAGGACAGAGAGAGCCCGGAUGGCAGCUACACUGAGGAGCAGAAUUCAGAGACUCAGGUCAAAGCCAACCCCGCCCCCGCCCCCGGCCCCGCCCCCAACCCCACCUCCAGCACGCCGGAGUUUGACGAUGAGUUCGACGACGAGGAGACCCUGCCCACCAUCGGCACCUGCAAAGCCUUGUACCCCUUUGAAGGUCACAACGAGGGCACUAUCUCUGUGGCCGAGGGCGAGCUGCUGUACGUCAUAGAGGAGGACAAAGGAGACGGCUGGACACGAGUGCGGAGGAACGAGGAUGAGGAGGGAUACGUCCCCACAUCCUACGUUGAGGUCUUUUUGGAAACAAAUGCCAAAGGUGCUAUGACAUACAUUUAACUCAGCAAGUUUGUGAUAUGACAGUUUUUGUUACCGUAAGUUUCCAUUCAUGUGCUAAACGAGUGGGGCAAGUUACAGAGAUUAUUGAUUGUCGCUGGUAGCUCAGACACACACACAUUUCCUGUCUCUCCUGAAGGAAGGACCAAUCACAUUUGUCCAUUGUGCCUCAUGACAGUUGGGACAGUUGUUGGCGGAUCUAGACUGCUCUCGAGCUUUGAACAAAACAUUUGUUGACAAGGAAGUACACUGAAUGUGAGCUGAGCCUGUAUCUGGAGUGUGUUAAAGAAGCUUUCAGUUCCUCGAAUUGCGUUCCCUGCAGUGCCACCUAGUGGUCGUACAAAAUAAGAUCUGACACCCCAGUCACAGCUCAGCAUCGUGGGACAAAUCAGCUGCUGACAACCUGAUUUUCUUUUAAAUUAUUUGUUGUUAGGAUUUAAAAUGCCAGAUUGAUACAUUUCACUCGAAUAGAUUUUAAUCAAUCAUCUUUGGUCAGAUAUCUAAAUCGGUGAUAAAUCGAUUGUACCACAUUCGAAGUGACAAAGAGCAUCAAGUGAAAGUUAAAUCAUUGCACAACUUCUUGUGUUUUGGUCACUUGUUGUACCUAAAAGGAAAGCAUGCUCGAUGUGCAAUCAUGUAAUUUAAACCUGGUGUAAAAUAUGAAUACAUAUGAAGAGAUAUUUUUGUAGGCUAAACUGAAAUAAAAGAAAGAUGGUGGCCCCGCCCCUCAAGUGUUGCAUGCUGUACAUUGAUGAUAGUGCUGUUACAGCAAGUAAUUAUUCUCCCCUGUAGGGGUGAGUUUUAUAAAAAUUAUUGAUCAAAUUAGUGGCAGUAUUAGCCCCCUUUUUGAAAUGAUGUUUUUUCCUUUUUAAUUCACUUUUGAUAACGAUGGUGUUGGGCUGUUCUGGUCCUUUUUUCCAGGCCAGUGGUAAAGGAAUAAAGGACUGAGAAUUAGCCGUACUAAGCUAUAUAUGGUGAGACUGGGCUGAGAUAUGGAGCUGGUCAUGACUUUAAGCUUUGUGGUUUCUUGCAUGAGUCUCUGAGUGAAUGCUCCGUUCACUGUAAACGCAUGGUGUGUCUGUUCUCUGUGUCAUUUCAUUUCACUGUUACAAUAUGCUUUUCAAGAUUGGCCUCGACUCACAAAUCACGUCUUUCAUGAAUCGUCACAGACUUCGACUUCCUUUGACAAUUUGUAAUCAGCUUUGAUGGCGUGUUAGUAGCGCAGCAUGGGGUUCUUCUCUGCGGGGUGUCAUUUUACACCUCCUGUAAUUUUUUUACUGGAAAAAGCAUUUCACAUGUGGUGCAUGCAGCAGCGUCAGUGGGAGGUUUGUCAUGACAGGAUUUCAGCAUGUUGUGACAAAGUAAACAGGCUGCAUUCUAACAUGCAUUUGGAUGAUAACUAAAGCGAGUCUUUGUUAAACAUUUUCCAGUCGUACUUGAUGUGCAGAUGACAUUCAUCCCGACUCCACAGUGUUGUCAGUUUAAAGUACUUUCACAUAGGCAAUGACCUCCUCUCCAUAUCUGAAUAUUUGGGUUGCUGUCUUGUCCUCGUUUUCCAUAAAGCUAACUUUCCUUUUUGUCAUUUUUUUUUUGUUUUGUUUGUUUGUAUUUCCUUUUUGAAUUGCAGAUUCCUAAAAGUGUGAGGCUGGCUGAGGAAUGGCAGGGCAAGCAGCCUCGGAGAAACCACCAUGUUCCUCACACGCUCACAGAGUCAGAGAGAGAAAAGUGAAAGAUGACCUGAAUCUAAAAGUGAGACAGAGAGAGAGAGAGAGAGAGAGACGGCCGAUUAGAACGCAGCUGAAUUUUCCAAACGAAAAAAAAACGAAACAAACAUAACUUAUCGGCAGCGUUGCGCUUCCUCUGCGACAAUAAGAGACAUCAUCUAAAUUCUAGCGCUCAUAACUUUUUCCAUUCUUAACACCCAUUCAAGCAGUCGCAGUACACGAUUUGCUUCAUGUUGUUUUUCAGCAGAGCUUCGCUUCUUAAUGUGACUAACUGCGCUUGCACCACGCGGCCAUGAACGAGGCUGUUGGCUUCCUCAGCGCCCCGCCCCUUCCUUGGCUCUCUUUACCCUACCUUUGCCCCGUGACACACACACACACACACACACACACACACACGGCAGAGGGUGUGGUCAGAGACAGGAUGGAGACCAGCAGGAGCCUUCGGACAAAACACCAGCUGGAUGAAGCCGUGUGUCUGUGAGGGUCAUAAAUCCACUCAUUGACUCGAGAGAGAGAGAGAACCAUCCACCUACGAGGCUGCCAGAGCCUCAGCUUCACCCCUCUCACUAAAAUCAGCUCCGCAUUUGCAGGUUUCAGCCAACCGGAAACAGAAGAAGUGAAGGUGCUAAUCAUCUGUCUCCGUGUUCACUGCUUUUCUGGUUUGUUUGAUCUGAAUGAGCCUUCUGUGUUAUAAUGAAGUCCACUUCUCUCCACCAUGAUCACUCCCACAUUCACAUCCAGGGCCGGCUGGAGGGGAAAAAGCGAUGGAUGAUUGAAGGGGGGGGGAUUAAUCAUCCACCAUCACUCAUGUCUUGUCACUGGUGUCUGCUCCUCUCUCUGACCACACCCCCUCCUCACCUCCACGGCCCUCCCCCCUCCUCAGGCGGCACAGGCUAUCCCUUGGCUGCUUUGAGCCCCUUCCCCCCCCCUUUUUUUUUUUUGGUUAUUUUUUUUGCAACAGCUCGGGGCGGGGGUCUCUCAGCGUUGUGGUGUGCUGCAUGCUUGCCCUGUCUUCCUCCUCGCCCCUCUGCUGGCGGCUCAGAGGAGGCGGUGGGGUGUUAAGUCAGCUUACGCUCCCUGCCUCCAGCCUUCCUGUUCAGUUAACCCUCAUUGCCUGGUCAUACUGUUCAAAUUAACCUGAAUGCUACUGUUUGGGUUCGGUGCCUGUGUUUCUUUUUUUUUUCUUUUUUUUCUUUUUUAAUAUUUCUCUUUUUUCUGUUGUUGGUUCAGAAAGCAUGUUUCCCUGUUUUUAACAGCAAGUGUGAUCUCCUCCUCCCAGUGUUCCCAACAUAAUCACAAAACAGUGACGGAUAAUAGGGACCCGAGAUGUUGUUUUUCUGGACGAUCUUAUGCAUUAGAUAGGUCGUGGAUGUCUUGUGCAUUUGUUUUACUGUAAGUACAGUAUGUAUGUAAAAAAAAAAACUGUUAGUUUGGUAUGUUUGAUCAGAGUGUCUAACGCAAGUUGUUGUUAGUUUACAGUUAAUCCUCGUGGAAAUGUCUCCACUUGGUCCAAGCAACCCAAAAAUAUGAGGAUAUCAUUUACAUCUUAUUUUUUUAAGAUGGUCCACCUACUGUCUACUGUAUAUGAAAAUAUACUGUGAUCCACAUCUUUCCUGUGAUUUGAAAUGUGACAACGUGCAGAUCAUCACCUGUUCUGGGCCUUAACCGGGUUUCUGUUCUCACUGAGAGAGAGAAUGAUGCUGAAGUUAGCUGUGGUAACGUGGGAGGAUUAAGAUGUGAUUAUUUUGGAGGGAGGGGGGCAAAUUUUUUGUUUUUAUAAUCAAGAAAUUGUCAAACUAGAGAAAUGAUGUCCACUGAUUCCCCCUGCUCAAUGGCACAUAAUGAUUUUAACAUUUUUGUUUUAUAUUUGAUGAUGUUGAGUGGAGAUUCUUCUUCUUUUUCUUUUUUUUUUUUAAGCUGGAAAGUUGUUGCUUCUUCUACCUGAAUGGGACUAAAAUCCCGUAACUGCAAAUAUGAGUAACAUUUACACUGUUGUGUGUUUUGGAUGAAGCCAUUGUUGAAUAUUCAUCUAACGCAGAAUUUUACGAACACUUCCCACACGGAGGGACGAUGGACGUCAUGAUCAUUUAGACUCUUGAUGGAAGGAAUGAUCGAAUCCCUGCUGAAGUUUGAAAGUAACGCUUCCCCCCCGUCAUCGCUUCACAUUGUCAAGAUGUCAGACAAGCCGCUUUUGUUUGUUAAAUUGUUUCUGAGUGAUGAAUGACGAGAUAAAUCCGAUGAGGCAAAAAUCAACAGCAGCAGUAGCUUUCCAGUAGCCAUCUGCCUGCCAGUGCUCUGAAAUGAGAAAACCACAAACCUUCUAGUCGAUGCCCCAGAGUAACCUGCCUGUACAGUGGAAAUGAAACGGCGUGUCGGAAUUAGAGAGAAUAUAUAUGAAUAUAUAAAUAAAGUUUAAAAAGGAAAACAUCUAUUUUAACUAUUGAGAGUCUUACCAUUACUUUAUCUGCUUUGCAAAGUAAGACUUCUUUUCCUUUGUAAGGUCUACCAAAUGGUGUGUUUUGCACUUUUUCGUUGUGUUCCAUUUGGUAGCCCAUGCUUGUGUUUUGGAGCACUGAAUACUUUGUAUUGUGUUUACUGUGCCAAUUAAAUAUGCCUGGAAAGUAAA